AUGGCUUUUAUGGGUACCGCCCAAGGUUCCUCGGACUUCCCUCCAUCAUCGAUUGGAUCCAGCGGCACUGAAAUGCUGUCAGAUGUACUGGAACGUUUUGACAAAUGCUAUCCAGGGUUUCUGGUUGUGUCAUUAACUCUGGAUGACCUUGGGCCAAUUUUUCCUCCUGGACCUCACAGCAGGGAAGGGAAAUCCUUAUCAUUAAGAAGUUGGGAGAGCUGGGCAGUGACUUGGAGGGCUUUCCAAGAUUCCCCCACUGCCCCGUUGGGAUCCCGCCCUCCUCCGCCCCCAAACGUGGGUGGCGCAAUUAAUGUUGCAAGCCCGCUUUUCCCCUUUGGGGACCCAUCCCCGGGGACGCCAGACGAUCGUUCCUGCCUUGAAAUCUGGAGACAGCACGUGGUCAGUGGGGUUAAGUCUCGGGUCGGGGCCACUCGGACAGCCGCGCCUUUCAACCAGGCGCUUCCCCGGGCACAGCCCACCCGUCCCCCUCGCAGCUCCACAACCCGCUUCGCGUCCCCCUCCCCUGUGCAGCUCAAAGGUAGCGGCGCCGCGAGCCCGGGGCUCGGCGCGAGCCGCCUCCUCACUUCUGAUUGGCUGAGAGCGCGGGGAAGGCAGUCACGUGGGAGCGCGGCAAUCCAGCUCGGGGCCGCCAUCUUGGCGGAAAGUUUGGGGGGAGAGCGGCUGGGGGCGCGGAAAGAGGCGAGGUUCCGGGGGUGGGGCGGCCCAGAGGCGAGUGGGCGAGCGGGCGAGCGAGUUUGCGGGCCGCGUCCCAAGGUGCCGGGAGAGGCCGUGGGGGUGCGGCCGCCGAAGGGAGCUCCUCCCCUCCCGUCCCCUCACCCCCUGUGCCGAGCUCCUCUGGCCCGGGGCGGGGCGGGGUACGUGGAACGGGGCCGGGCGGGGGAACUGCUCCGACUCCGGCCGGAGCGCACCCUGCGUCCGCCGCUCGCGGGAACUUGGUGGCGGCGCCGCAGGUGUGGGGGGCCCGCGGAGGUGUGCAUGUGGGGCGCGAGGGCGUCGCGGAGAGCGGCCGCUGUUCUGUCCGGCCCCCGCUGGCGGAGCCGAGCUCGGAGAGAGGUGUGUGCCCGCUUCCUGAUUCUGGAGAAAAAUGCCGGUCCGGAAGCAAGAUACCCAGAGAGCAUUGCACCUGUUGGAAGAUUAUCGCUCAAAACUAAGUCAAACUGAAGAUAGACAACUCAGAAGUUCCAUUGAACGAGUUAUUAACAUAUUUCAAAGCAACCUCUUUCAGGCUUUAAUAGAUAUUCAAGAAUUUUAUGAAGUGACCUUACUGGAUAAUCCAAAAUGUAUAGAUCGUUCAAAGCAGUCUGAACCAAUCCAACCUGUAAAUACUUGGGACAUUUCCAGUCUUCCAAGCACUACUGUGACUUCAGAAACACUGCCGAGCAGCCUUAGCCCUACU
This is a messenger RNA of Dipodomys ordii (Ord's kangaroo rat), 1417 nucleotides long. RefSeq lists its product as uncharacterized. Lineage: Eukaryota; Metazoa; Chordata; Mammalia; Rodentia; Heteromyidae. The transcript has 6 exons. The coding region runs from base 1 to 1182 and encodes 393 amino acids. The record is from RefSeq and is a predicted model, not a curated record.